UUCAACUCCACCAGUAAUAGCGGUGCCGUUUCAAGCAAAGCAAACUAAACUGCCCAUUUCUCACAAUGUCCAAAUCCUCGGCCGUCGUACGGCCACAAGACUACGCCGACAGCCCCGCCCACUACGCCGUGGCCACAGGUGAUCACGCCGCCCUCAUCAACCUCAUUUCCCCCUUGCCCAAACUCUCCGAUCCCUCCCGCAUCCACACCGAAUCCGACUCCCUAGCCGAGGACCGCCUCGCCGACCGCAUCUCCGCCGCCCUCGACCGCCGCGACAACCGCCUCCGGGAGACCCCGCUCCACCUUGCCGUCCGCCUCAACGACGUCGCCGCCGCCCACGCCCUCGCCGCCGCCGGAGCCGACAUCUCCCUCCAGAAUGCCGCCGGGUGGAACCCCCUCCAGGAGGCGCUCCUCCGCCGCUGCCCGGCGAUCGUCCCCGUCCUCGUCCAGCGCCACCACCUCACCGCCUGGUCCAAGUGGCGUCGCCGCCUCCCCCGCCUCGUCGCCGCGCUCCGCCGCAUGCGCGAUUUCUACAUGGAGAUCUCCUUCCACUUCGACAGCUCCGUCGUGCCGUUCGUCGGAAAAAUCGCCCCCUCCGACACCUAUAAGAUCUGGAAGCGCGACGGCAACCUACGCGCCGACACCUCACUCGCCGGCUACGACGGCCUCAAAAUCCAGCGCGUCAAUCAGAGCUUCCUCUUCCUAAACGACGACGUUUCUGCGCCGCAAGGCUCGCUCAUCACCCUCAAUCACGAUAAGAAAUUGAUCUCGAACGUCUUCGAGAACGCCGGAAAUCCUCUCUCCGACGCCGAGAUCUCCAACUUCUGCAAUCAAACCAGCGUCUACCGCCCCGGAAUAGACGUCACCAGAGCCGAAUUGAUCGGCCGCACCAACUGGCGGCGGCAGGAGAAAACCGAAUCCGUCGGAGAAUGGAAAGCUAGGGUUUACGAAAUGCACAAUGUGCACCUAACAUUCCGAUCUCGCAAAAUCGCCGCCGCUGCAGCCGAAAACAGAGGCGAUCCUCUCCCACAAACGUGUAUUUUACCUCUGGAGAUCGACGAGGCUUCCGACGACGGUUUCAUCGUGGCGGAGAAUCCGAGAUUCAGCGUGUCCGGCGAUUACCAGCGGCGGCACAGUAGCUUCGUCGGGGAUGAUAGGGAAUUCGUGUCGGUGUCUCGGAAGAGUGUGGACAUAUUCCCUGGUGUUUCGAGGAGGAGAGCGUGCACGGCGGACAGGCUGGUGGCGCCGCCGAGGACGAAGGAGAAGGAGUUCGCGAAGAGCCUGCGGCCGACGGUGUGGCUGACGGAACAGUUCCCCUUGAAAACAGAGGAGGUGCUGCCGUUACUCGACAUUUUGUCAAAUAAGAUUAAGACCGUUAGAAGAAUGCGAGAGCUCUUAACCACGACGUUACCGCCGUCUACAUUUCCGGUUAAGGUUGCGAUACCGGUGAUUCCAACGGUGAGAGUAGUGAUAACAUUCACAAAGUUUAUGGAGCUACAGCCAAUUGAACAUUUCUACACUCCUCUGUCUAGUCCAACUCAACUUCUAGAUGAGACUACUUGUGGCGGUGGUGAAAGCAGCGUUCACUUGCCGCCUCGGCCAUCAAAAGGCGGCAGUGGCGAGCAGGCGGCCGAGGAUCCAUUCGUCAUUCCAAGUGGGUACCGUUGGAGUAGUUCGGAAGACAAGAAUAGGAAAAUGAAGAAGUCUAAAUCUACAGCCACAAGAUGAUGAUACUUUUAAUGGCUAAUAAUUUGCAGAUUAUAGUUUUAAUUUGUACAUAUAUAUGUUUCUAUAUAUUUAAUGCAUAAGUGCCGAAAGUGUAAUUGUUGGAAUUGUACUACUUUUUGGUCAUCCAAUUUGAAGGUGUAAAACAUUUAAAUCGAAGUAAUAGUAGGUGAUGUAGGGACUCUCUAUCUACACUUUUUUGAAUGGAA
Molecule: messenger RNA, 1933 nt
Organism: Salvia splendens (bonfire salvia)
Lineage: Eukaryota; Viridiplantae; Streptophyta; Magnoliopsida; Lamiales; Lamiaceae
Product: ankyrin repeat domain-containing protein 13C-A
Exons: 2
Coding region: 66-1727 (553 amino acids)
Cellular component (GO): cytoplasm
Molecular function (GO): protein binding
Source: RefSeq, a predicted model, not a curated record